Monomorium pharaonis (pharaoh ant) is the source of this 852-nucleotide messenger RNA. RefSeq lists its product as uncharacterized. Bases 201 to 557 code for a protein of 118 amino acids. The record is from RefSeq and is a predicted model, not a curated record. Lineage: Eukaryota; Metazoa; Arthropoda; Insecta; Hymenoptera; Formicidae. The transcript has 3 exons.
GUAAAAAGUGGCGUUAUCUCAAAGAUUCAUAUAUGCGUAUCCAUAAUGAUAUCAUUAAAAAAAAGAGUGGCUCAGCUAUAAAUAAAGUUAUUAAGUGGAAGUGGUAUAAAUUAAUGCAAUUCUUACACGAUACAUAAUAUUCACGUAGUACUACUACCAAUAUUUCAAGUAAACAUGACGAAUCUGCGUCAACAAGUGAAAUGUCAGGACUUAAAGAAGAUGCUGUUCCGAUGCACAAGCGACGAAAGAGAUCGGAUAGCAGUUUUCUAGACACAGUAACAGCCAUCAUGAGAAAACCAAUAAAUAGAAGCAUUGUUGCCAAAAGAAGGUUCCGGGGCCGACCAACCGCCCCACUAUACGGGACGCCCCUCCCGAAGUCUAGUAUCCGAUCCACGCUGCUGGGAGCGCGUGGGGAUCGCCCCGACGGGUAUAAAAGCCGAGCUCGAUCAAGAUCGAGCACCAUUCCUCGUCGACAGGGCUGGUCAUUAGGCCGCUCUGCCGCCUGGCGCACGCCGGCUUUCGACUUCCUGGUUCCCGCCGACGAGACCGGUCAUUAGACCGUCUCGCCGCCUGGCGCACGCCGGCUUUCGGCUUCCUUGACUCCGCCGACGGAGCAGGUCAUCAGACCGUUCCGCCGCCUGGCGCACGCCGGCUUUCGGCUACCUGAAAUCCGCAAACCUCGCGACCGCGUACUACGGUGCUGCGCAUAAGCGCGCUCCCGUCCGGAUACCGUUAGACUAGCCUGUAUAUAUCUUGUAAAUAUCUCUCCGUAGGUUAAGGCCUAGCAUAAGAUUACCCGUAGGCUAAGUAUGUACAUAGCAGAAGCUUUAUAAUAAAGAACUGUUAAUUUGA